This is a messenger RNA of Trichoderma breve, 2229 nucleotides long. Its product is annotated as shikimate kinase domain-containing protein. NCBI's taxonomy places the organism in Eukaryota, Fungi, Ascomycota, Sordariomycetes, Hypocreales, Hypocreaceae. The coding region runs from base 1 to 2229 and encodes 742 amino acids. The record is from RefSeq and is a predicted model, not a curated record. Gene Ontology annotation, molecular function: shikimate 3-dehydrogenase (NADP+) activity; 3-dehydroquinate dehydratase activity; 3-phosphoshikimate 1-carboxyvinyltransferase activity. The transcript has 3 exons. Gene Ontology annotation, biological process: chorismate biosynthetic process.
AUGGACCCUGAAGCGUCCAUUAUUCUGGUUGGGGUGCGUGGUGCGGGCAAGCGAACGCUGGGCCUGAUUGCAGCUACUGAGUUGAACUGGAAUUUUAUGACUGAGGACCGUUGCUUCAAAGAGUUUACGAAGAUGACUCCCGCGACCUUUGUCGAGAAAUACGGGAUUGAAGCCUUCCAUGAGAACAGCGUGGAAGCCGUCCGCAGAGUGCUUUUGACCUGUCGAGAGCGACAUGUAAUUGAAUGUGGAUGGAGCAGCUUGACAUCCGAUAUUCACUUGUUGCUCCAAAGACUGUGCCUUACAAACCCCGUCAUUCAAGUAACGCGUUCGCCAAAACAAGUCCAAACUCUACUCGGACUCGAUCAACAGCAAAUAGCGCUUUUUACACGAGCUGAAGAAACCCAUCGAGAUUGUUCAAACUAUGAGUUCUACAACAUACAAGACUGGACCGAGGAUUCCGCUACAAACGACAGGAAAGGCGACAUCUCAUGCUCUCCAUUCCGUCUGAAAGAUGCAAAAACUCACUUUUGCUCUUUCCUUGACUUGGUCCGUAGCAAAAGCGUGGAAAGACUGAGUCCAUGCAUAAACCGUCCACUAUCUGCCAUCCCUCUCGCAGAGAGACGCUUCACUCAUGUGGUGCGUGUUGAGCUCUCAACACUCAUACAAUUACCUCCACAGCUGGACAACUUCGAUUUCAUUGAAGAUGCUAUCGAGCUAAUAGACGAUGUCCCCUCAAGCGACGCCAACCAAAUCAUUGGCGAAAAAGUAGCGACGCUCCGGAGAGUCGCUGCGGUGGACCGUCAAGAUGAUGAAGAUUUCCAGGCUCGUCUCCUUUGGAGUGCGUUCCGGUUAGCUGUGGACUAUGUCGUCGUCCCAUUGGAAAGCAUCAAUCUUAGGUUGAAACAAAUCCUUUCAGAACGGCGAUCGACUCAGCUCAUAGGACACUGCGCUAUUCCAUUGGAUGCUGACGCUAUUGAAAAAGCCAGGCGCAUGUACGACAAAGCCUCCGAUCAUGGGUUUUCUAUGACUAGACUUAUCUUUGUCAAAGGUACCAGUACCCAGGACGAAAAAGCGUUACAUGACUGUGUUAUGGCGCUCAGAAGCAGUGUCAAACUCCGCGGAGGCCCAGCUUUGAUAUCAUAUGGGCAAGGUCUUCUAGGUUCCCAGUCGAUGCUGUUAUCUAAUACCAUUUUGACACCUGUGCAUCAUCCUCACUUUCACCCAAAAGCAGACGGGCUUGAUUCUCUUAUGACAACACGACAGAUCAUGCAAUUACGAUUUCAAAAAGGCCUACUUGAGACUCAGCGGAUCUAUUCCAUUGGGAAAGCCCCUCUCAGUGUUGCUCCAGCUAUGGUCAAGGCAGCUUUAGAUGCCACUGGCCUCAGCUUUGACUACAUUCAGCAAGAAAGCCUUGGCUCUCCACCCUUUGAAGAUCUUGCCAUGGAUAAGAAGACGGGUGGGGCAACCAUCACUUAUGGACUGAAAACCAUCACCGCGACUUUCGUGGAAAAAAAAAGUCAGCAAGCGAUGGCAAUAGGAGCCAUAAAUACAUUGAUGCCGCUAUCUACAGAGACAAACCCUGCUCCAUGUCUUGGGAAUAUUCAUGCCAACCUACCCGGGAGCGGCGCAAUACGAAGUUGGUACGGGGACAAUACGGAUUGGAUCGGCAUGACUACAUCUGGGCUUGUCAUCGGUAGCGGUGGUAUGGCGCGUGCAGCGAUAUAUUCCAUGUUACGGCUGGGGGUCCAUGCCGUCUGCGUCUUCAAUCCUGUUGCACGAGAUCAGAGCAUCAUUCCGGAUCAUUUCAAUACAAUGUUCGGUUCGCAGCAGCGGGGAGUAAAACAUGUGCGGACUCUUUUGCAUACCCAAGAGUCAUGGCCAGCCGACAUGGAGCAGCCAACCAUCAUUGUUUCGUGUCCGGUUCCCGGAGAAAGGAUAGAGCCAAUCGCCACAACGGCCGCAGUACCUACUCAAUGGCUGCAAAGCAAGACAGGCGGUGUCAUCCUAGAAAUGUGCUACAAACCGUUGUUGACUCCCUUGCUACGAGAGGUGCAAAAUUUGCGAGCUAGGACUGGUCAAGCUUGGGUUCUAGUAAAUGGCCUUGAAAUGCUGACAGAGCAAGGCAGUGUACAAUUCGAAUUACUGACAGGUCGCAGAGCGCCAAGGCAUACAAUGCUAUUAGAGGCUCGGAAAGCGUACGCACAAGAAGAGCUUCUGCAGAAUAUCUAG